CAAUUCGGGUGGUGGACUCCGAUAAGAGAGGGAGAGAGACCGCAAACGCCUUUUACUUUGUGUUCCGCUUACAGCCCAAGGACGUACGAGGAAGACAAACACAGACGAGUCCAAAGAGGCGGGGACGAGCCGUGGUGGUGGGCUUGAAUGGCAUCAACCAGAGCCAGGGAAGGGCUACUGAAGAGAUAUACCGACGUGAGCCGAGAGUCUGGAUAUCAUGCCCUGACCACGAAAAUACUUAUUAUCCGCCGAUAAACUGCAACUGCACGUCAGAAAUAAAGGCCUCUACAGAUGGAGCUCAGCGCUCUUUAAUCCAGCCAGACCUCCCUGACAGGCAGCGACGAGCUACAGAGAAGGUUUCCUCUGAUGAGAUGAGUGUGCGUGCUGGCCAGGGCAGUGAUGAGGUGCUGGUUUCUCAGGCGGUGUGGGAUUACCUGGCUGCAGCUGGGCGUCCCUGGCUCAUUGACUUCCAGCACAAGCAGGGGAUGAGCGCUGGUAUCAUUAGGCGAGGCGAGAGAGGGGGCUGCUGUGCCGUACGGCUGCAGCCGAUGGAAAGCUCAAGGAAUGCUGGAGCUGGAGUGAUGGAUGGACCCAUCUCCAGCGAGACACGAAAAGCCUUCAUUGACUUAUGCCGUUGUGCCCGCAAAGAAAUGAGCAAACAGGAGGGGGGACCCAAGAGGAAGAGGGCUCUGCUGCCUUGUGUGGGAGCCUUGGAACAGAAUGGGGAGGGUAGCCUGCUUCAGCCUCCACUUCCCCAACCUCGGCGCUCCCAGAGACAGCAGCAGAGGUUCAGGAAGCCUGCUGAUGAAGAGGCAUGCGCCAUGCUCCAUGAGGCAGCCCAGAAGAAGGACACGGACUCCAGCAUGGCUUCCCACAGUGAAGCAGAGGACAGUAAUGUUUGCUCAAUCUGCAUGGGGGACAUAGUGGAAAAGAACACCCUGGAGAAAUGUGGCCAUUCAUUCUGUGGCUCUUGUCUGGACCAAGCCUUUAAAGUUAAGAAAGCGUGUCCUGUGUGUCGACUAGUGUAUGGCCAGCUGGUUGGGAAUCAGCCCGCAAAUGGUUCCAUGAUUGUAGAGAAAGAUCCUGAUCUGGAGCUUCCUGGCCAUGAGGGCUAUGGGUGUAUCUGCAUCAUCUACAGCUUCCCUCCUGGAUUACAGACACUAGAACACCCCAACCCGGGUGUUCGAUACCCAGGAACAGACCGUGUGGCCUACCUCCCUGACAGCCCUGAGGGGAACCGUGUGCUGGGUCUGCUGCGCCGGGCCUUUGAACAGCGCCUUAUAUUCACCAUAGGUACCUCCAUGACUACGGGCAUGCAAAACGUCAUCACCUGGAAUGACAUUCACCAUAAGACCUCAAUAUGGGGCGGACCACGCUGCUUUGGUUACCCAGACCCCACUUACUUGGUGCGAGUGACAGAAGAGCUCAGAGAGAAAGGUAUCACUGCAGACUGACGGCGUGAAAAUGACAGAUUCUUCCAGGACUUUGUUGGACUUUCUGAGUGUCCUUGGUGCGGACAUGACUCAGCUCCAGGUUGUGCUCUGUGACUGCCCGUCAAUUAAAAGAUGGCUGAAGACAAAGACAUCAGCAGACAGGCAUCUAAUGCUGCAGCAGAGCCCAUAUUUCCCACACUUGUUGUUCUUCUGUUCGUUCAUUUUCCUGUAGAAUUCAACUUAUCCCAGUGCCACAUGCCGAAGAAAAUACUCUUGAGUGCAGUACAUUUUUGUAUUACAAAUCCUUAGACUACUAUUGCUGGCAACAGACCUGGUAUCUGAUGCACUUAGAAAGAGACUUUUGGCAUUGGAAUUCAUGGUACUUAUAUAUUAUUUAGGAAAUUUAAGUUUAAUGUUAUAAAGCUUACGUUAGAUUAAUGUUUUUUCUCAUACUCUGAGGGUUACUUUAAUUCUUAAAAGCACACAUCCUUAGUUGUAUCCCCCAAUGUUUGUUCCACAAGUCUGAUUGUUAUUACCUGUUUAAGGAUUGUACUUAGGCUUAUAUCGCAGAGUAGCACUGCUUCUAUAAACAGAAUAAAUUUUCUGAAGUUUUUGCAAUCUAAAGCACUCACAGGCACUUUGGAAAGGCAGUUUUUUUUUUGGUGAAGUAGGAAUGGUGGUUUUUGUUUGACACAAACUGGUUUGUCCAGCCAUCAGAUAGCUGGUUACAGGUUGAUGUCGGCUGCUUAGUUUGUGUGUGAUCACCACUGUAUUUGUACUUAAAUAAGAGGAAUGUUAAAUGAUGUCUCAUUGUGGCACCUUUUAGCAUGCAUUAGGAAUUUCCACUAGGUUUUCCCAUAAUGCCACUAGUGUUAUUCAAGAUGUCACUGAGGUGUUGAACCCAUUACCUCAGUUGUUAGUGAUGCGCUUUUCUGAUUACCAGAUUUAUGACGAUGUCAACUAUGAAGGGCAUAUUGACCACUUAAACCAAAUCAAAGGCACAAAAGCUCUUUAAAUAUCUAUGCUUCAGUCCCUGUUAGAGCAGGAGAUUUGCCUAUUAACUCUCAUUUAAAAUGAGCUUACUGUUGUAAAUUUAUUUCUCUAAAUGAAUAACCAACAAAAAAGAAAAAAAAUUAUAAGAAAAAGAAUAUUGCAGGAACAAUUUGAUUUAGGAUAGGAUACUAAUCUCAUUUUGUUGUGCCUUUCUUCUACUCAUUUUAGAUAAAAAAUAAGCAUGAUGAUUCUGAUUAUUGUCAAGAUGUCCAGGCAUAUUUUCAUGUUAUUUGACAGGUAAACAGCGCUAUGUUCCUAGCUUUACUAUCAGGCUUUGGUACAAAUACUAAAGUUCCUAAAAAUGUAUAUAAAUGUGUUUAUAAAAUUACUUUCUCCCUCAUAAACAUCCUUAUACUCGCAAUGCAGAAAACCCCCCCUCAGAUCUGAUAACCUGUAUGCGUGAAAUUGGAGUAACCUACUUGGCUAAAUUUAACAUUAAUUUGAACAGUCAUAUCUACUUCAUUAAAUACUUUUAUUAAGUUUUUCCCCCUUUGUAUUUUCGUUAAGGGACCAAUGGAGGUAUUUUUGGGACACAGGAUUGUAGUUUACUAAAGCAACUGUGCAAACAUUUCUAUGCAUUACAUAAAUGAGGAGAAGCCAGGAGAGUGGAUUGUUGGAGGGAUUCCACGUUACAAAUUGAUUGUUAAAGAAAACAGAGUUUUGCUUUUCUAAUUGUGUUGAUUCGUACUUUGUUGAUAUUCAGAAUAAUGUGCUUUACAUUUUAAUACUUGAAUAAAAAGUUAUGUUUG
Messenger RNA from Melanotaenia boesemani (Boeseman's rainbowfish), 3235 nucleotides. It is a transcript of the gene dtx3, whose product is annotated as deltex E3 ubiquitin ligase 3. The record is from RefSeq and is a predicted model, not a curated record. Lineage: Eukaryota; Metazoa; Chordata; Actinopteri; Atheriniformes; Melanotaeniidae. The transcript has 4 exons. Gene Ontology annotation, biological process: Notch signaling pathway; protein ubiquitination. Bases 372 to 1454 code for a protein of 360 amino acids.